CCGGCGCGCCGAAGUUGAAUACACGUUCACCAGCCCGAGCUGCCAUUAUUUCUCUUAAUCCAGAUUGGUUUCAGUCCUCCUCUCCAAGAGUCCUUUUCAGUUUGUUCGCAUUUUCUCUCUCUCUAAGUAAAGGAUCGAUUCCACCGGUCCAGCCAACCGUCCGUUAGCUCUUCGCAAUUUCUUGGACUGAACUCAUCGUUUAGUCAAACCUUCACUGAUUUCAAUCGCCAAAACAUCAUUUCAACUAGGAGAUUUUCGUGUUUUUUGAAUCUCUCUGUUUCUUGAUCGUCGCUACUACAAGAAUGGGCAACUGUUUCGGAAUCUUCAAGAAAUCCACCUCCGAUAUCGCGCCGUCCGACGACCUCAAAGCAAGGCCGGUCGUCCGGUUGUACGGACCGCCGGCGGGUUUCGCCACGUCCUUUGUCCGGUUCGUGCUUCUCUACAAGCCGGUCACGAUCCUCUUCAUCCCCUCCGAGACGCCCCGAGGCGGCGGCGAGACGCCGGUUCUUCAAUGCGGGAACGAGAUCGUUUCCGGCGCGGGCGAGACGCUGUUGCAGUACGUGGAGGCUACGUUUCCGGAUCCGCCGGUGAUGAGGAUGUCACACGGGUGGUUGGAUGAGACGACGCCGCUGGUGGUGACGGUGGCGGUGCUGCAGCACCGUAGCAUGACGUGGCAUAUGGAGAGGCUGGUGCGGUGGGCCCAGGAUCUGGCGGCGCGUGGGGGGAGGACCCGGCGGGGCGGCGAUCCGGUGAUGGGGAGUCCACGGAUGGAGGUGAAGAAGUUCGGGCGGAGCUACGGUCAGCUGCUUGAGCUCAUGCUCGAGCACGCUCAGAUGGAGGAGACAGUCGUCUUCCCCAUCUUGGAGAAGGCCGAUCCAGGAUUAUGCAAAACCGCGAAUAAAGAACACGCAAGGGAUCUACCGAUGAUGAACGGGAUCAAAGAAGACAUCAAAUCGAUCGGCGUGCUGGAUUCCGGCGACGCCGUCUAUCAAGAGGCUGUAUGCAACCUUUCCGCUCGCCUCCAGAAACUACUGGAUCACUGCAAAGAGCACUUUGUGGAGGAAGAGAGAGAGGUGCUGCCGCUGAUGGAGGCGGCGGUGGAGCUGAGCAGAGAUCAGCAGGAAAAGGUGCUGGAGCAGUGUUUCGCUGCAAUGAAGGGCACGCACUCGCACCUGUUUCCAUUCUUCGUGCAAGGCCUCCUUCCUCGGGAUGCCGUCCACUACUUGGACUUGCUCGUCAGAGCCACCGGCGACAAGGAUCGGGUGGCAUCCAUGCUUCGCAUGCUUUUCGAGCAAGAUCGAUCCAUCCGAUCCGAUCCGAUCCUGUAAUUAAUCACAUCUUCCGAUGAUUAGAGAGUAAUGACGAUGACCGUACGUAGCCACCAUUCCUUUUGCAUCUUCACUGCUUGUAACUGAAGCAAAUGACUGGCCUUGCUUUUUCUUCCCCGUUGCUUGUAGAAAUUAUCGUUCUUUUUUUAA
This is a messenger RNA of Diospyros lotus (date-plum), 1478 nucleotides long. RefSeq lists its product as uncharacterized. The record is from RefSeq and is a predicted model, not a curated record. Bases 303 to 1328 code for a protein of 341 amino acids. The transcript is spliced from 3 exons. Lineage: Eukaryota; Viridiplantae; Streptophyta; Magnoliopsida; Ericales; Ebenaceae.